AACCAGGCCUUUGUGUGUUAUUUGUCCAUAUAAUAAGUGCAAAAAUAUUCUCCUUUUUAUGCUAGGUUUAUUUCUUGAAAAUCAGAAACAAAUGCUCCAAUCCAGAGCUCUGUUUGUCACAGUAAUCCAAUCAAGUCCAAUACAGAAAGUGAUUUUUUUUUUUUUUUUCAUAUACAUAUACUUUUUUUUAUAUAAAGAGACUUGCUAGAAAGUUCAUAUAUUGUGUUUGUGAUUAUUCCUUCAGUGGGUAGUCAAGGAUACAAGUUGAGAUGGAGCAGUGUAAGGAGAAAGAAAAACUUGCUUUGGUUUGUUACAUCACCUUCCCAAUAAGAAACAGUCAUACCAAAUACGGCCUUGGGUCUGUUUCUCAUUUAUGACUCUCUCACUCUUUUUUCUCCUCUUUGUGCUUUUUCCUUCUUCUCUCUGCAGAGGAAAGUAGGAGGCGUGGAAAAAUUGGGUGGCUUUUCUCCAGGAUUCUCUGAGUUGUGUGUUCUGUCCCAGGCUGGAGUGAGUGGCACUGCUCCUCUGGAGAGCACACAGUCAGCUCAACGGACGAGAGUCUCACAGCAAAGCUCUAGCACACAAGCUAAUCAGCAUCAUCUCUGCCUGACCCAUCAAGAACAGUUCAUAGAAGGGAAAUACCAGGAAGAUAAUGACCUAAGAGUUGUCUUUUUGCAGAUAUUUGAAAUUCCAUAGAAAGACUGCGGAAUACAGCGCUCUGAAUUCUGUAUUCCAGAGCAGUCUAUUCCGAUGCUUUUGUGGACAAUGGGGACGAACCGGUUGUUACUGUAUGCCCUCUUGGGUAUAAUGGCUUUUGGUCUAUUCCCAAAACUUGAAGCUCAGGAUGCCCCUGGGCCAGCCGACCUUGUACUCUUAAUUGACGGAUCACAGAGCGUUGGAGCUGCCAACUUCCCCCUCAUCAGUGAUUUGGCUGUCCGAGUGAUUGAGGGGCUUGCCGUGGGCAGGGAUGCAAUCCGUGUAGCCCUUGUGCUUUAUGGUGACGAUCCCGAGAUUCAAUUCAAUCUCAAUAGCUAUGACAACAAAGAGAGCGUCCUCAGUGCUAUCCGGGGACUUAAGUACCCUGGUGGGUAUGAGGCAAAUCUGGGGGCCGCCUUGGAGGAGGUGGCAGACAGUCUGUUGGGCCAAGAUGCAGGAGGCAGGGCAGAGGAAGGGGUGCCCCAGGCACUGGUGAUAAUCAGUGCUGGGGAGUCCACUGAUGAUGUCAGUCAGGGCGAGAGGGCCCUAAAGCAGGCCAGUGUGUACACUUUUGGUAUUGCUGUGGGUGAUUCUGCUACUGCCCAACUGGAAGCUAUUGCUACAGACAAAAGCUUUGUUCUGUCCGCUCCUGAUGUCAGAACAGUGGCAAGCAUGGGUGACCAGAUACUGCCAUACAUUAAUGGGGUCGCCCAGCGCACCAUUGUGAUUGAAACAGAUUUCACAGAAGCCUUGGCUGUUGGGAAGAGAGAUAUAAUUUUCCUCGUUGACAGUAGCAUGGGUACCCUCGUAAUCAAUGCAGUGCGAGAAUUCAUCAGAAAGUUUAUUGACACCAUGCCAAUUGGACCUGAUCAGGUGCAGGUUGGAGUGGCCAUGUUCUCCACCACCCCAAGAUCAGAGAUCAACCUCAACUCAUUCAAUUCAAAAGAAUCACUAAUCUCUGCUCUCGCAAAAAUAAAACCCAAACCUUCGGUUGAAGUCAACAUUGGUGCUGCCCUGGAUUUUGUGAGAACCAACAUGCUCAGAGCUGAGAGUGGGAGCCGCAUUCAAGAUCAAGUGCCACAGCUUGUCUUGCUCCUGACCAGUAAAAAAUCUAAAGACGCUGUCCAACAGCCGGCUGAAGCUCUUCGUCAAAUGGGUGUUCUUACUUUGGCUGCUGGCUCCAGAGCUGCUGAUGAGGCUGAGCUCAGGCAAAUAGCUUUUGAUGAAAGUGUGGUUUUCAUGCAGAAGGACUUCAGGAUGUUGCUGCGCAACCCCAGAGAAAUCAUCUCCCCUCUCUCUACAUUGUCUGGUGUUGUUGUGUCAGAGGAUCCAACUGACCCAGUUGUGGAUGUUACUACAGUCCGCACCCAAAGAGUUGUCCGAGACAUUGUCUUCUUGGUGGACGGAUCUAGCUAUGUUGGAAGUAACUUUCAAUCUGUGUUGGACUUCAUAACUGGCGUGGUGAACAGACUAGAUGUUCGACCUGAGCGAGUGCGCAUUGGACUAAUGCAGUUUGCAGAAGGGCAGAAAACUGAGUUUUAUCUGAACUCUCACAACACCAAACAGGAUGUUCUCUCUGCCAUUGCUCAGCUGAGUUUGAUGGGAGGACGUGCAUUGAACACUGGUGCAGCCCUACAGUAUGCCCUAGCCAACCACUUCCAGCCCGCAGCCGGGUCUCGUAGGAGACAGGGGAUCCAGCAGGUACUGGUGCUAAUAACAGGAGGACCAUCUCAAGAUGAAGUGAAGCAGGUUGCUGACCGUGUAGCUUUAGCGGGUGUUUUGACUUUUGCUGUUGGAGCUGGCCAAGUGGAAGAGAGUUUCCUGAAAACUACUGCAUUUGUGGAAAGUUUGGCAUACUACAGAAGUAAUUUUGCUGACUUGUCAAGUGUUGUUGAAGAGAUUAUGACACCACUGAUCACUGUUGUUGGGGAGACUGAUACACCAGAGAUUGCGACACCAGUCCCCUCUGGUGGAGAAAGGGAUGUUGCAUUCUUGAUCGAUGGUUCUGAUGAUGUCAGAGGUGACUUUCCCUACAUCCGUGACUUCAUUUCCAAAGUCAUUGAGCCUCUGGAUAUAGGCAUCAAUAAAGUACGAGUUUCUGUGGUCCAGCAUAGUGAGAGACCUAGUCCUAACUUCUACCUGAACACCUACCAAACCAAAGAUGAGGUGCUAAGAGCUGUAAAUGGACUCACUCUGGCAGGUGGCAGAAGUUUGAAUACUGGUGCUGCCUUGACUUUCAUGAAAAACACUAUCUUGUCAGCAGCAUAUGGCAGUCGAGCUGGCGAAAAUGUUCCCCAAUUUUUGAUCGUUUUGACGGGGGGAAGAUCAAGAGAUAGUGUCAGAGAACCUGCGGUAGCCCUAAAGACUGGGGGAGUUGUACCUUUUGGUGUUGGAGUGAAAAAUGCAGACCCUAAACAGAUUGAGGCCAUCUCUCACAAUCCAUCAUUUGCUUUCAAUGUGAAGGAAUUCAGCCAGCUCAACACGGUUCAGGAAAGGCUCAAGAACUAUGUGAACCUUCCAGAUCAAGAACUGAAGGUCUUUCUAGAGAAAGGAAUUAACAAACGGGAUAUAGUUUUUCUCCUUGAUGGCUCAGAUGACUCCAGAAAUGGACUUCUUGCCAUCCGUGAAUUUAUUCGGAGAAUGGCAGAGGAUCUUGACAUUGACCAGGACAUUGUUCGAGUUGCUGUAAUACAGUACAGUGAAGAUGCUUUGCCUCAUUUCCUACUUAAUACUUACAAUAGUAAGAAAGCUGUAAUUUAUGCCAUUAAUGGCCUCACAGCAAAAGGUGGAAGAAACCUAAAUACUGGGGCAGCGCUAAAGUAUGUCAGGGACCAUGUUUUCACUACUGCUUCUGGAAGUAGACAUCAGCUAGGAGUCCCUCAGCUGUUGGUUUUUAUGACUGGUGGAGGGUCCAGUGAUGAUGUGGCAGGUCCUGCUGAAGAUCUCAAAAAAUUUGGAGUUCUCUCCAUUGCCAUUGGAAUAAAGAAUGCUGUAGAGGCAGAGCUCCAAAGCAUAGCAUUUUCACCUAGAUUUCUUUUUAAUCUUCCAGUCUUUGGUGAACUUUUACAUAUACAGCCCGAUAUCCUCUCCUUUAUCAAAUCCAAAAUGGAAAUAGAACCCCCUACUAUCAUUGUUGAAUUGGAUACAGCUCAAAGAGACAUUGUCUUUAUCUUGGAUGGGUCUGAUGACACCAGGGACGCGUUUAAACAAAUGUGUCAGUUUGUUCAAAGAGUGGUGGACAAACUCAAUAUCGGGCUCAGUGGAGACAGAGUGUCUUUAGUCCAAUACAGCAGAGAGCCACAAGUUCAUUUUUACCUGAACACACAUGCCACAAAGCAAGAAGUUCUCAAUUCAAUUGAGAAUCUGCAACACCAGGGAGGAAGUCCCCUCAACACAGGAAGAGCCCUUGAUUAUACAAAAAAGAACAUAUUCAUUGCCUCUUCUGGGAGCAGACUCCUGAAUGGGGUUCCUCAGAUUCUUGUGCUUGUGACUGGAGGAAGGUCUCAGGAUGAUGUUAGAGCUCCAGCUGCUGCUCUGAAACAGGACCAAAUUGUACUGUUCAGUAUUGGCAAUCAAAAUGCCGACGUUAUUCAACUCCAGGCAAUCUCGCAUACCCCUGGUCAUACUCUUACUGUUCCUCAGUUUGAUGACCUUCAAACCAUUGAGCAGAAGCUUCUAUCAUAUGUAAAAAGAGUUCCUCGUCAGCCCAGGAGGCUUCCACCAACUACAACAGAUGCUGAAAAAAGAGAUAUUGUUUUUUUAAUCGAUGCCUCGGAUGGCACAAAGGGAAGUUUCUUAGGAAUUCAAAACUUUGUUCAGACCCUGGUUCAGAAACUGAAUGUGGCACCAAAUAAAGAUCGCAUUUCAUUGGUCCAGUACAGUGAUGAUGCAGCUUUUGAUUUUCUUUUGAAUACACAUUCAUUAUCAGAUGAUGUUAUAAAUCAUGUGAAACGUCUAAUUCAUAAAGGAGGAAGCCUGCGUCACACUGGGGCAGCCUUACAGUAUGUAAAAGACAACCUGUUUACUGCUGCUGCAGGGAGUAGACAUUUGGAGGGUGUGCCACAGUUUCUAAUUCUGCUGAGUUCUGGAAGGUCUAAUGAUGACAUACGUGGUCCAGUCAAAGCUCUGAAAGACAUUGGUGUCAUUUCAUUAAGUAUUGGCACCACAAAUGCUGAUACACUUGAGUUACAAACAAUAUCCCAUCAACCAAACUACUUUUUCAUUUCUGAAUUUGAGAACAUUCUUGAUGUUCAAAAGAAUAUCUUAGCAUUAAUAAAAGGGGUAUCUUCCCAGCGGCUACCAACAAUGACUUCUCAGGUCUCUGACUCUGUUAAAAGGGAUGUUGCAUUUCUUAUUGAUGGCUCUGAUGAUUCUAAAAUUGGUUUUGAGGCAAUUCGCAGUUUUAUCCAGAGGGUAAUUGAGAGUCUAAAUGUGGAGGAAGAUUUGGAUAGGGUGGCGGUUGUUCAGUACAGUCGGGAUCCCACAGCUAAUUUUUAUCUCAGCUCAUACUCAACCAAAAAAGAGGUACUAAAUUCCAUACGUUCUAUGAGGCACAAAAGUGGAAGGCCACUGAACACUGGAGCUGCUCUACUGUUUAUUAAAGAAAAUAUAUUUACACCAUCCUCUGGAAGCAGAAGUCAUGAGGGUGUACCUCAGAUUCUGUACUUAUUUAGUGGUGGUAGAUCUGGUGAUGAUGUCAGAACCAUUUCACAGAAUUUAAGAGAAAACAAUAUAAAAGUCUUUACAAUUGGCACAAGAAAUGCUGAUACACUUGAAUUACAGACAAUGUCUUCAACACCAGCCUAUGCUUUCUCUGUUCCUGACUUCACCUCCAUCAACAGAAUUUUCCAAAGAGUUGCCUCUGUUUUGAUAAGUGGGGAUGAAAUACCUGAGGAAUUUCCAACUCCUGAGGGACAGGCUUUGGAUGCAGGAAGAAAUAUUGUGUUUCUUAUUGACGGAUCUGAUGAUGCUAGUGAUAGAUUCACAGCUAUACGAGAAUUUGUGGCAAGUUUGGCAGAAACAUUUGAUGUUGGUCCAGAAAAAGAUCGAAUUGCUGUUGUGCAGUUCAGUAAUACUGCAGCAACAAGCUUUAAUCUCAGUACACACUCAUCCUCUUCUGAGGUGGCAGAUGCUGUACGCAACCUCAAACCAAAAGGAGGAAGGCCACAAUAUAUUGGCCAGGCUCUACAAUUUGUUAAAGACAAUAUUUUUACCCCUAGAAUUGUAAGUCAGCAAAUGGACAGUGUUAGCCAAAAUCUUGUGCUUGUGGCUGGUGGCAGAUCAAGAGAUUCUCCUCGUGGACCAGCUAAUGCACUAAAGAGUAUGGGAGUAGCCAUUUUUGCUAUUGGGUCAAGGCUGACAGAUCCCAUUGAAAUGGAAGCCAUUUCUUCUCAGACAGAUUAUGCUAUGGCUGUUUAUGAUUUUCAUGACUUAAAAAAUGUCCAUCAAAGCCUGCUGACAAAACUUAUGGGUGUAAGUCAAAAAGGAGACACUAAAGUUGAUGGUAUAGGAUUUAAAAGGGAUAUUGCUUUUCUUGUGGAUGGUUCGGACAGUACAAGAAGAGGAUUUCCAGAAAUACGUGAUUUUCUGUACAAUAUUAUCACAAAUCUUAAUGUGGGAAUUGAUAAUGAUAGAAUCUCAAUAAUUCAAUACAGCAAUGUGGCUGUGGCAAAUUUUUAUUUAAAUUCAUUCUUAAGAAAGGAAGAUGUAUUGAAUGCAGUAAAAGUGCUUAGCCAUAAAGGUGGAAGGCCCUUAAACACAGGAUCUGCCCUUCGAUACGUAAAGGAAAAUAUCUUUAUAAGUGCCUCAGGGAGCAGGCACAAAGAAGGCAUCCCUCAAAUAUUAAUUCUUCUGACAAGUGGAAAAUCCAGAGACAGCAUUUCUGAAGCAGCCUUUGCUCUUAAAAAAACUGGGGUAUUAAUAUAUGGAAUAGGAGGAAAGUACUCAGACUCUGAUGAAUUACAUACAGUUUCUUCUGAAAAUAAUGUGCUCUCAUUGGCUGACUUCAGUGAAUUACCAAAAAUCCAGGUACAGCUACUGGAAGCAAUGAAAGCCAAUCCAAAUUACAACAAAAAGGAAUUGAUAGGCGAGGGUGAUAGAAAGAGGAGAGAUGUUGUCUUCCUGUUGGAUGGAUCAGAUGGAACUAGGAAUGGGUUCCCAGCAAUGAAAGAAUUUGUGCAAAGAAUGGUGGAGAAAUUGGAAGUAGCUGAGAACAGAGAUCGCGUUUCUGUGGUCCAGUACAGCAGAGACCCAGAGGCCCAUUUCUAUCUGAACACGUACACGACAAAGGAAGAAGUUCUUGACAGUGUCAGAGGUCUGCGGCACAAAGGAGGCAGACCCCUCUACACGGGGGCAGCGCUCCAGUACGUCAGAGACAAUGUUUUUACUGCCUCCUCCGGCAGCAGACGGCUGGAGGGUGUGCCGCAGAUACUGGUUUUGCUUAGCGGGGAAAGGUCAUUUGACAGUGUUGAGGCAGCAGCCUCUUCUCUGAAAAAGCUUGGCGUCUUGACCUUUGGAAUAGGAUCGAGGGGCUCUGAUAGCAGAGAAUUGCAGAGAAUUUCAUACGACCCCAAUUAUGCUCUGUCCGUGUCCGACUUCAGCGAGCUUCCAAAUGUCCAAGAGCAGCUGCUGGCCUCUGUCCAGGCUGUUUCAAUUCCCAUCACUCCAACUACACCGACUGUAACCGCUGAUUAUGUCGCACCCAGAAAGGACGUAGUGUUUCUGCUGGACGGUUCAGAUGGCACUAGGAAUUCAUUCCCAGCAAUGCGUGAUUUUGUGCAAAGAGUAGUGGAGCAAUUCAACAUAGAGCCAACCAGAGACCGUGUUUCUGUGGUGCAGUACAGUAGAGACGCCGAGGUCCAUUUCUAUCUGAACAGCUACACGACAAAGGAAGACGUUCUCGACCGUGUCAGAGGUCUGAGACACAAAGGAGGUAGACCCCUCUACACGGGGGCAGCUCUCCAGUACGUCAGAGACAAUGUCUUUACUGCCUCCUCCGGCAGCAGACGGUUGGAGGGUGUGCCGCAGGUACUGAUCCUGCUUAACGGGGGAAGGUCAUUGGACAGUGUUGAUGCAGCAGCCUCCUCUCUGAAAGAGCUUGGCGUCUUGACCUUUGGAAUAGGAUCGAGGGGCUCUGAUAGCAGAGAACUGCAGAGAAUCUCAUACGACCCCAAUUAUGCUCUUUCCGUGUCCGACUUCAGUGAGCUUCCAAAUGUCCAAGAGCAGCUGCUGGCCUCUGUCCAGGCUGUUGCGAUGCCCAUCACUCCAACUACCCCGACUCUCACCGGUAUGUGCAUGGCAGAACUUUACGAGAGCUAGCUCACAGCCUGUGCUUUGUUGAUCUUCCUAAGUAGUUGCGAGCAGUGGGACCAUUACCCACAGCUUAGGUAGUCGAUGAGGUGGUUAAACUAAUGUGACAUUCUAAAGAUGUUUUCAAAUGACCUGGUGUUAAUG
Messenger RNA from Ctenopharyngodon idella (grass carp), 8148 nucleotides. Its product is annotated as collagen alpha-3(VI) chain-like. Bases 751 to 8013 code for a protein of 2420 amino acids. The record is from RefSeq and is a predicted model, not a curated record. Lineage: Eukaryota; Metazoa; Chordata; Actinopteri; Cypriniformes; Xenocyprididae. The transcript is spliced from 14 exons.